AUGGACGUAUCAAAGACCCUGCACCGUUUCCGCGCUGACUUUUACAUUCCAGGGGAUGGCCCCCUGGUGCGCGACUGGGUGCGGGUGUGUGUCACAUGCCAGCGGAACAAGACGGAGACACUCCGUCCGGCGGGCUUGCUGCAGCCGCUGGACGUGCCGUCCCAGGCGGAGUUUGCGGUGGGCGACUGGGUCUGGCUACGCCUUCUUCACCGGACGACCCAGUCCUUGGACCCGCGCUCCAGGUGCAAGUUGGGACCUCGUUAUGCUGUUCCUUUCCGUGUGCUGGAGCACAUCGGCAAGCUCGCCUACCGCCUUGAGUUGCCUGCGGGCUCGCGCCUCCACGACGUCUUCAACGUUGGCCUCCUGAAGGCCUACCGGGGCGACCCUCUUUCUGCACCACCAGUUCUUCCACCUACUUCGGAUGGGCGUCUCGAGCCUGCCCCGACGAGUGUGGCUCGCGUGUUGAAGGCCCAGCAGCGCCGUGGUGUUUGGCACGUCUUGGUUGCACAUUGUGCAGCUUUAGAAAUCGCACGGGACCAAGACGGUCCGAAGGCCCAUGUGCACGUGGAGGAUAACCAUGUCGGUAUCGCACGACGCCUCCGCGACACUGCCAGGGAAGCAGGUCACACUAUAUCCUACUUCAGGAAUAGGUCCGGAGCCCUCAGGGAACGUAUGCCCACAUGGAGGGAGGAGGUUCCCAGGGAUGUGGAGGAGGACAACUACACACUGGCACAUGACGCCAACGCCGUGUGUUGCCUGUCAGGUGAUCGAUGGAAACCACGAUGUGUGGAUGAGGACACAGAUGGGGAAAUAUCAGGACCAAGCACUAGACUGGCAAAUGAGGGUUGUAAUGAGACACAUCUCAGCACUAGACUAAAAGAGCAUGAGACAAGUGUGGAUCAUGUUUUGAAUAUGACCAGAUGGUACGAGUUGCGUGCUAGAUUGGAAACACAUCAAACUAUUGAUAAAUCUGCUCAACGACAACUUGAGAAAGAAAAGGACCACUGGAGACAGGUUUUGUUCAGAAUUGUUUGUGUUGUGAAAUUUUUGGCCAAGCAUAAUCUAGCCUUUCGUGGUAGUAACGGAAAAUUGUAUGAAGAUAGCAAUGGUAAUUUCUUGGGUUUGAUAGAGAUGUUGGCUGAAUUUGACCCUGUUACUCAGGAGCAUGUUCGUCGUAUUACAAAUGAAGAAACUCAUGCACAUUAUCUUGAUCAUAAGAUUCAGAAUGAGUUGCUACACUUGCUUGCUUCCUCUAUCAGGUAUGAAAUCAUUAAGAAAAUAAAGAGUUCAAAGUAUUUCUCUAUCAUACUUGAUUGUACCCCUGAUGCAAGUCACCAAGAGCAAAUGUCGUUAAUUAUAAGAUAUGUGGAUACAUCUUCAAAGCAUGUUUGCAUAGAAGAAUCCUUUCUCGGAUUUUUAGAUGUAAAUGAUACGACUGGACAAGGACUAUUUGAUGUGCUAGAGAAUGAAUUAAAGCUUCUUGAUCUUGAUAUCAAUGAUGUGCGAGGGCAAGGUUAUGAUAAUGGGUCAAAUAUGAAAGGAAAAAAUCAAGGGGUACAACGGAAACUUUUGAAUGUAAAUCCUAGAGCUUUCUAUUCUGCUUGUGGUUGCCAUAGUCUUAACUUGACACUUUGUGAUAUGGCCAAGACACGUGGUAGAGCAAAAGACUUCUUUGAAAUCAUCCAACGCAUCUAUACAAUUUUUGCUAAUUCUACGAAGAAAUGGCAUAUUCUGAAAGAUAACAUAUCAGGAUGGACUCUUAAGUCAGUGUCAGCUACACGUUGGGAGAGUCGUGUUGAAAGUGUCAAAUCUAUUAGAUUUCAAUGUGCAGACAUUCGAGAGGCUCUACUUCAGGUUUCCGAAACUGAUAAUGAUCCUAAGACAAGCAGUGAGGCUUUAGGUUUGGCAAAAAAUGAACUUGGAGACUAUGAAUUUAUAGUGGCAAUUGUUAUUUGGUUUGAGGUAUUGUCUGCUGUUAACUUAGUAAGCAAAAGCUUGCAAACUAAGGAUAUGCUUAUUGAUGUUGCUAUUGAGAAAGUGCAAGGUCUGAUGUCUUUUUUCGAGGGGCACAGGGAAACUGGUUUCUUAGAGGCCUUGGAGAAAGCUAAAGGAAUUGCACUUGAGUUGAAUAUUGAUGCAAAAUUUCGUGAAAAGCGGGAAAUUAAAAGAAAGAAGCAGUUUGAUGAGAACCCGGAUGACACAAAUAUUGCCACACAGUCUGCGGAAGAAUCAUUUCGAGUCAACUAUUUUAUACCUCUUGUUGAUCAAGCAAUUUCCUCACUCAAAACCAGAUUUGAACAAUAUGAGGGCUACCAGAAAAUCUUUGGUUUCUUAUUUACCUCUGAAAAGUUACAGUCACUGGAUGAUGAUACCUUGAAAUCUUCUUGUGAGAAUCUUCAGGCUGCUCUUACAAAAGAUAAAAAAUCUGAUAUUGAUGCCAGUGAUCUUUAUGUUGAGCUGAAGUUUCUUCGAGAAUUCAUUAAAGAAAAUAUGGGACCAGUUGAAGUUCUGAAUUUUUUGAAGAGGCAUGAUUGUUUUCCCAACGCAAGUAUUGCAUAUAGAGUUUUAUUGACCAUUCCUGUGACUGUUGCAUCAGCAGAACGGAGCUUUUCUAAGUUGAAGUUAUUGAAAUCAUAUAUGCGUACUACGAUGACACAACAAAGACUCAAUGAUUUGGCGACAAUAUCACUUGAGAGUGAAAUGUUGGAGAAGAUUUCUUAUGAGGAUAUCAUUGAAGAUUUCAUUUCGAAGAAUCCCAAAAGAAUGAUGUUAUUUAAAUAA
Lolium rigidum is the source of this 2781-nucleotide messenger RNA. Its product is annotated as zinc finger MYM-type protein 1-like. Gene Ontology annotation, molecular function: protein dimerization activity. The record is from RefSeq and is a predicted model, not a curated record. The transcript has 5 exons. Lineage: Eukaryota; Viridiplantae; Streptophyta; Magnoliopsida; Poales; Poaceae. Bases 1 to 2781 code for a protein of 926 amino acids.